This is a messenger RNA of Vicia villosa (hairy vetch), 1737 nucleotides long. RefSeq lists its product as uncharacterized. Bases 1 to 1737 code for a protein of 578 amino acids. The record is from RefSeq and is a predicted model, not a curated record. The transcript is spliced from 3 exons. NCBI's taxonomy places the organism in Eukaryota, Viridiplantae, Streptophyta, Magnoliopsida, Fabales, Fabaceae.
AUGGCGGGUGUUGUUCCAACCGAAAUGUCCGCCAAUAGUCCAAGACGCACCGCCCAAUUUGCACGCAAUGCUCAAGGUGGAGAAAAUACGGAGAUGAAGACCGGAAUCCUCCAACUUGUUUAUGCAAAUCCAUUCACCAGAAUGGAUCAUGAGGAUCCUUUCGCACAUCUCACCAAAUUUUACGAGAUUGCGGGUUCAACGGGAGUUGAUGCGGCGAAUGAAGAAUCAUUGUUCAAGAGGCUAUUUCCACAUUCAUUAAUUGGGAAAGCUAAAGAAUGGUAUCUUGAUCAAUUACCAAAUGUGAUGGUGGAUUGGAAUCUAUUGGAAGAAAAGUUUUUAGAACGAUAUUUUCCUCAAUCCCGAUUCAUGGAGGCCAAAACGGCAAUCGCAGUGUUCAACCAAGGAAGCAAUGAAUCUCUUAAUGAAGCGUGGGAAAGAUUCAAAUCCAUGCUUAGAAAAUGCAAGGGUCAUGGUCAAGGUCAACAAUCUCAAGGUGGAAGCUCAAAGUUGGAAGACACUCUUACACAAUUCAUGCAAGCAUCCAUGGCUAAUCAAAGGAGUAAUGAAGCGGCCAUAAAGAAUUUAGAAAAUCAAGUGGGUCAACUUGCAAAGCAAUUGUCCGAGCAACAACCGGGAGCAUCCUUUUCCGCAAACACCCAAACCAAUCCAAAGGAGCAUUGCAAAGCCAUUUUUACAAGAAGUGGGAAGGAGGUGAAUAGUGGCGUAAAUGAAGAGGUUAUAGUGGAAGAUGAGGAGGAAAUAAUAGUUGAAGAUGAAGAGGAGGAAGUGACAGUUGAAAAUGAGGGAGAAAAGAGUGAGGAGAAAGUGGAGGAAGAAUUAGUUGAAAAAGAGCGGAAAGAAAAAGAAGGAAGAGAGAAAAAUGACAAAAAAGUGAAUAGGAAUAAAAAGAGAAAUGAGAAUAUGCUCACAAAGAAAAAGAAGUACACGGAUGAAGAGACGGUUGUGCUUGAUGCUCAUUGUAGUGCAAUUAUUCAAAAAACUCCCCCAAGAAAGGAAGCCGAUCCGGGACGAGUCAUUUUACCGAUCACCAUUGGAGGUAACUACAUUAGUAAUGGUUUGGUUGAUUUGGGGUCUAGCAUCAAUUUAAUACCUUUAUCCGUUGUCAAGAGAUUGGGGAACAUUGAGAUGAAACACACCAGGAUAACUUUACAACUAGCCGAUAAGUCUAUCAUUUCACCAUAUGGAGUUGUACAAGACAUGCUGGUAAAGGUGGACAAAUUUUUGUUCCCGGUUGAUUUUGUGGUAGUCGACAUGGAGGAGGAUCUUGAUGUGCCAUUAAUACUUGGAAGACCAUUCAUGAAGACCACCCGAAUGAUGAUUGAUAUCGAUGAUGGGAUUAUGAAAGUAAGGGUGCAAGAUGAAGAGGUAAUUUUUACUCUUUUUGAGUCUAUGAAGCCUCAUAAGGAUGAACAUGACAACUUUCGAAUCAAUGAUGAAAAAGGAGAAAUCAUUCAGGUGGCAAAUCAAAUUCACAAGGACAAGGACAAGGCAAAUCAUGAGGGAAAAACUCAUCACAAAAACUUUAAAGUUGGACAAAUGGUGCUUGUGUGCAAUUCAAGACUCAAGGUGUUUCCUAGCAAGUUAAAGUCAAAGUGGUCGGGGCCAUUUGUUGUGAAAGAGGUGCGAAAUUAUGGAUCCAUUGUGGUGGAGGACCCUAAAACACAAGAAAGCUGGACUGUAAAGGAACAAAGACUCAAAGGCUACCACGAUGGAUAA